Molecule: messenger RNA, 7422 nt
Organism: Symbiodinium sp. CCMP2592
Lineage: Eukaryota; Dinophyceae; Suessiales; Symbiodiniaceae
Source: the annotation of a GenBank genome assembly
GCGCAGAAAAAGGGGCUCCCGCGGAGGUGCCAAGACUACUGGCAACCCUUCCUCGACCUCUUCGGCGCCGCGGUGGCGCUCUGGUGCAUCGAGGCCCAGCCGUAUUGUCUUCGACAUUACCGGCGCAGGCUUAUGCGUUGGGUGAGAAUCACUCGUGAGUUCCUUCCUCCGAAUGAGCAGGCUUUGAGGGCAUUAGAGCAACUACGAGGUGAAGCCAAGCAGGAGUUCGAGGAGAUCGAUGACUCAAGGUUCGACCACCCCGACGGAAUCUCUCGCUUGCUGGCGGACUUAGAGGUUUCUUUUGGCGAGAGGGAGAUCUUUCGCCAAGGCGGCUCGAUCAGGGAGUUUGAGUCGAUCGGCAGGAUGCAGGGUGAAAGCAUCACCGCUUUUGUCAGGAGGUUUCGCUUGCUGGAGCGAAAGUUGGCUGACAACAAGGUGCCGCCGUACCCAGAGCAGGCGAGGGUCAUCAAGCUUCUCGAUGGCUUGAGACUUGACGAGAAGAGCGCUUCCGCUCUCCUUUUGGCAGCUGGCAACAAGUACGACAUGAAGGCAAUCUUGGAAGCCAUCCGCAUCCAGUACCCCGCCGGCAUGUCUGUCACAGGGGUUCCUAAAGGACUGGCUUCUUUGGCUACAUCGUCACGUUCAUCGAUUACCUCCCGGUCUACUGCGGUUACGCGCUCCUCUGCUUCCUCUACCACGCGUGCACCUCGAGCUCGUGGACGCGGCAGCAGAUGGACCCAGUGGCAAACUGCCGCCGAGGAUGAUUAUGCCGAGGAACCACAAGGAGAACCACAAGGAGAAGAAUGGCCAGAUGAAGAAACUGAACCUGCGGAAGCUCCGCAGGAAGAACAGGGCGAACCAGUUGACGGCGAGUACAACGAGGAGGCUGAGGAUGAUGGCACCCAGGAGAUCGCAGAGGCGGACACCUGGGAGUAUGAGGACGGCACGAACGAGGACUACGACGCCCUCUACACGAUGGCCCAGGCUUUGACGGUGUCCUCAAGGAAGCUCUCGAGCAUCAUGCAGGCUCGCGGGUUCUACCAAGUGGACCCUAAAGGCAAGGGCAAAGGCAAGUCUGGCCGUGGCAAGGGCAAGGGCAAAAGCAAAGGAAAGCCUUUUCAGAAGGGUGGCGCUCCGAAGGGCGGCAAUCCUACGAUCCCGAAGGGCAAGGGCAAGACCAAGGGUCAAGCUGGCUUUGACCCGCAGCGACAAGCUCGACUGCGAGGUGCUCUUUGCCUGGGAUGCGGCUCAUCCGAGCACUGGGUAAAAGACUGCCCGACGAUGUCGACCUUCCAGGCCCAGCUCGCGACGGCCAAUGUGGAGAUGGACGCCGAAGGCAACCCUUUCGUCUCCUGGAUGAUGACUGCGACGCCUGCCGAGGAUAAGUCGGAGAUCUGCUACGAGGUCCCCAGACCACCGUCGGUGCUUCUGACAACAUGCCAGGAUGCUUCGUUCUUGAUCACUGCGCUCAACAAUGCAGUCACCAAGCUUUACUUGUCCCCAUGUGGUCACCUCGCUUUGAAGAUUGAUGAGUGGUCAUCCAAUUCGAUUUCGCGCCCUCCGCCUCAUGCCGCCACCAUCAUGGCUUGUGCGCUGGCAGAUGCUGAUGGCGCGCUUCCUGGAGUUUGUGACCACGGUGUGCCAGACCCUGCUGCACUACUCAGCGAUUUCUCUGCAUCCGAACUUGAAGGACGCAGUGCUCAGGCACUUCGCACUUCCGAGCUCGGCGGCAACCACGCUCUCUACGACUCUACGACGGCGGCAAUGACGGCACAGAAGGUUUUGGGUCAGGAUCGCUACCUGAAGUCUCCGGAGGAUUGCCACCACCCAUCGGGUCUCCGGAAGUACGCGGCCUCAGGGAUGUCCAUCAUGAUCUGCGACGUGUGCGGAUACAGGGCGGUGGUGAACUCCACGACCGGCAACCUUAUACCGGCGACUCCGAAGGCCACUCCGAGUUCAAUGACGCCGCUCAACCUGUCCGAGAACGCCAAGGCCAAGCUUUUCCCCGCAAAAGCAAAGGCCAAGACCGUCGCAGCGGCCGCGCCCAGGAUGCCAUCCCCAAGCUCCUUGCGGCCCUCCUCAGCGUGGUUGCGGGCAUCUGGUCCGUCAGCGGCAGCGGGACCCAAAGCCAAGCUGAAGGCCAAGGGACCACCGCCUCGAGCGCCUCCUCAGGUCUUCGCGAUGGACUCGGAUGGCUUUCAGAGGAACAACGCCAGAGGGGAGCUGUUGGGACCGGACCUGUUGACUCCGGCCCUGGGCAUCGAGCCGGAGGAAUGGGAGGAGGACAUCCUAGCGGACGAGGAAGCCCAGGACGAGGAGCGCCAGGCCAUGGAGGAGUACGAAGAGGUCUACGGUGGCCAUGCCCACUUCACCGAGUAUGCCAUCAACGCUGGUCUACGUGUCCUUCAGCCCAUUGACGAGAUCUACGGCCAGAGCUUGCGCACCAAGGCUGACUUUGACCACCUCCGCUACUACCUCCUCAAGUGGCUUCCCUUUGUUGUGGUCUGGGAACCGCCGUGUACAUGGUGGUCUCCUGUUCAGCACCUCAACUACACCCCCGACGAACUCAAGGUGAAGAGGGCAGCGCAGGAGCGAGAACUCAAUCACAUGGUCGAUACCAUCCUCGAACUGCGCACCUACGGGGUCCACUUUUUGAUCGAGUACCCCUAUGGCACGCCCUUUUGGACUUGUGAUGCUCUGCGCAGGUUGACGGCCAAGCCCGAGGUCCAGCUUCGCAAAGGCCACAUGUGUAUGUUCGACAUGCGCACUCGACAAGGGCAGCUCCUCAAGAAGCCAACAGGCUGGCUAAGCGACCUCCCAGAGCUGCUGGACUCCCUUGCGGUUGAGUGUGAUGGCUCCCACGAGCAUGGUCAAUGUUUGGGCGGCUCCGUGACUAAGCAGGCCCAAGUGUACCCGCCAACUUUGGCACGCGCCUUUGUGAACGGCGUGCUUCAGGCUCUACAUCGAUGUGGGGAUGAGCGCUUCUGCACCAAUGUUCAGGCGCAUGCCAGCUCCAUCGAUCAAUUGGACACUUGGCAUGCGGAUGAAGAGACUGUACACUCAGUCUACUUUCUCGACAUCACCCGGCACCAAGAAUCGUGGCUUCCCCUUCUGAAGGAAGCAGAGUCCCGGCUGAAAGAUCUGGUUUCCACGAGGGUGACUCUGAAGCCAUCGCCUUAUCUGGAGCAAGUCCGCUCCCUGGUGCCGUGGACUCUGAACCGAGUACAGAUUUGUCGCACGCCCAAGCAGCGGAGAGUGCCGAAUGAUGUGCUGAUGGAGGGUGCCACUCACCGCGGUGCCGUGCUCUUGAUGAACGACGCCACUGUGGUGAUGGAAGCCGAGGUGUUGAAGAAGGUCCUCAGCUCCCCCUCGGCCAAGUUUGAUCGCCCUGUCAAGGUGGGCAUCUUCUUUUAUGGCGUCGCCCCUUCAACAAGUUUGAACGAGGAGGAUGACGCUAAGCCUGAACCUGCCAAGGCCCCAACUGCAGGCCCAAUGCAGCCCGACGAACAGGACGUUAUGCGCCCCCAUGAGCCAGGCUACCGUGAUAUCUCCUUCCCGGGCGUCACUGAUGAGGUGCCCAGAUGGAUGCGUGGAGUCCUACGACGCCUACAUGUGAAUCUGGGCCACCCAGCAAAGGAAACCCUUGUGCGGCAGCUGGUUUUGGCCAAUGCUUCAAGUAUGGCCAUCAAAGGUGCACGCGCCCUUCAAUGUGAAGUCUGCAGGUUCAGUGACCGGGUCUACUGCGAUAUCGUCUUCCUGAAGAAUAUCCAGGGUGAGACCACGAUUAUCAAGGCCUUGGUCGGCGGAUGGCUUUGCUUCUUUGGUGCACCCGACGAACUUGUUCUGGAUGAUGAGGGAGCGUUCCGAGGACUUCGCUUCGAGACCUUGCAGGUGCAGUGUGGCACCCGCAUCCGGUGCAUUCCCUCGGAUGCUCACUGGCAACUUGGUCGUGCCGAACGCCACGGACAAGCUCUACGUUUUGUGGUGUCCCGGCUGGUGAGCCAAUUCGCUCCAACCACCGUGCCGGAAAUGCUCUACUGUGGUCCCUUUGAGGUUGGUCAGCGUAUCGCCUACUAUCGCGUGAAGAAUUCUUUCGAUGGCGAAGGUUCUGUUGAAGGCUACCGCCUCGGCACCGUUCUUGCUGUCGACCUUGGCACCUCCGGCAAUGUUUGGAUCAAAAACUCUCGCGGCCGCAUCGUGCAAGCUGCUCGUGAACAGCGCCGCCCCGUUGCCGGUGAAGAAGAGUGGUGGACACCAGAUCAAUCGGAUCUGGACCUUCUUAAAAAUACUGACCGGGAUUUGCUGCCCACCGAGACUGCUGGUUUCGAUGUUCGUGGGCAGGCUCCACCUGCGGCUGUUGCCGCUCGUCAGGACCAGGCCGCUUUGAAUGAGCUCGAGCGACAGGAUGCGCCAGCUGUUCUCCUCGAUGCGGACGGCAACCCGAUAGACUCGCCGGCCAUGAUGAAUCCGGUGCUCUACAAGCGCCGGGUACGCCUCGACCGAGAGCUCCAAGGUCUCGAUCCCCGGCGCCUUCACGGCUACUUGCUCCACUACCACCUGUACCCGAAGGAGAAGAGUGAUCCUUCAGUCGGACCGCCAGCUUCGGAAUCUCAGAUCGAAUCACGCAGGGACUCUGGUUCGUUGACCCGUGGUGUGUCUUCAGCUACAGCUAGCAGCACUGGUUUGUCCAAGGAGCUGGCCAAGCUUAUGCAUCAGGAGUACCCAGAGCUUCGUGGUCUCAAGCGUGCCCCAACUGUCCCUGUCGAGGAGCUAGAACCGAGUCCAGACGCUGCUAGGCGCGCUCCGCUUCAACCAGGACCUGGCAUUCCAGAGAUGACAGUGCUCCCCGACAUUGCGACAGAUCCCUCACCUGAGCCCAUUUUGGAUGCUUUUCUGACCUACUGUCGAGACUGCGGCGAACAACGUCGCGAAGUUCAGGACGGUCAGUCCGUUUGUGUUCGGUGCAAUAGCACCCACCAGGUGGAUAGCCCCUUGCAAGUUCGGUCUUGGUUCGACGAGGCGCUGGAGAGAGAUGCUUUCGACACUCACUUCGAGCCUGCCCCCGGAUCUAUGGCGAGCUCCGUGACGGACCCUUCGCGGACCGAGCUUGACGAGAUAGACUACCACCACAAUGUUUCUUUCAAUUCUUCAAGCGUUACCUCUUCGCAAUUUUCCCAUCGCCUUCAGGUUCUACAUCGACAUGCACGUGGUGAUCAACAUCAUGUUGGCUGGGAUGGCAACCCGAAGGAGCUGCAGCUCUACGAGUCAACUGCGUUUCUCACUGCGGCCCAUCACUUCGGCGACCACCUUCCGGCUACCUCCUCUACUACCUCGACGAGAAGACAAAGCCGCUCCUUGUCAGAGACUGUGGCCAAGCGUCUUCUGGGUGACUGCGACUUUUCUCACGAUGCUUGUCACCAACUGCUCGACACAGUCGAUCUCCCGUCUUCCGGCCGACAAUGUCUACAAGGCGAGGACGGCAGCCAGGCUAUGACGCUCGGCCUCUACAGCCACGGCAACUUCUUUGGUUGCACCAAGGUCACUCAGAAGCAUCGAUGGCUUUGCCGGUACUUGAAUGACUACCUCCGGUCGCACGACAAUCACAACUUGAAGGGCAGCCUCAACUGGCAGAUCACCCUCGGCAACUACAAGGGAGGCCGUACUUGGUUCCAGACAAAGGAGUCCGACGGUCGUACUGUCACCAGGAACUACUUCGGGGAGACGAUUCCCGGCUACUUUUGCAACACCAAGAAGAACCUCGUGUCCUUCUCCCCGGACCACGUCCAUGCCACCGAGGAGUUCCAGGGAGAACGAUGGUCCAUUGUGGCUUAUACGAGCCGCUUGGUGACAGAGACAACUCAAGCAGACCGUUCACGUCUCUGCCGACUCGGGUUCAAUCCUCGACCCGUUCGGACCGCUUACCCGACGACCUGCACUACGGCUGUGGAGUCCAGCGACGAGGAGAUCCGCGUGGCGAAUGCCACCGGUGAGUUCGUAACGGGCAUGGAGAAUAGCUCCGAGGACGGGAAUGACGGCACCUUCGAAUCAGGCCGAGCUGCCCGCCAGGCCAAGAAGAAGGAGCUUCCAUGGAAGGCCAUGACCGAUGAGGAGAUACCACAGUUUCGGGAGGCUCUGAAAGCCGAGUGGUCCGAGUGGACAAAGUGGAGCUCGUGUGUACCGGUUUGGCUGGACCCCAAGAAGAUUCCGGCACACUUGAUCCUGAAAUCCAGGGUAUGUUUUCGCUGGAAACCCAAGGCCGAUGGCAGCUUCAAGCCCAAGGCACGGAUAGUGAUCGCUGGAUUUCCUGACCCACAUUUACCGCUCCUUACACGUGAUGCACCGGUCCUGUCCAGAGCUGGCUUCUCGGCCAUUCUUCAGUGGGCCACCACCCACGGUGUUCGGCUAUGGAAUGCGGACUGCAAAUCGGCCUUCCUGCAGGGAAAGGCAGAUACAGAGCGUCCCGAGCCGAUCUUCAUGAAGCCGCCGACCGAUCCCGUCUCCCAGGGUGCCAUUGACGAAUGGAGCUCCGAGUACUUGCUCUACAAGCUGAGUGCCCCGGUUUAUGGACAGGCCAACGCCCCUCGAAGGUGGUAUCUGCACGUGGCAGACAAGCUCCAGCUCACGUCCGUGGAAGGUGCCUUCGAGUGGGGUGGCCCAUGGGAGCACUCGUACUACCGCGUUGUCCCGGUGCCCUUCGACGAGCUGGCUCUGGUGGCUUAUGCCGACUCCGGCUUCGCGAAUGCCCCUAACCACCGCUCUCAAGGGGGACUGGUUAUCGUGGCUACCGACAAGAAGGUCCUCGAGGAAACACGUCCGGCAUCUAUGAUGGAAUGGAAGUCUUUCCAACACCAGAGGGUCUUGCGAUCUACUUUGGCAGCUGAGGCCGCCUCUCUGGACCACGCCAACGACCAUGCCCACUACUUGGCCAUGGUGUUGAGUGAGCUGGUGGACCCCAACUUCAAGGCCACGAUGCAGGAGCGACCCUUGUUCGGCAUCCUUCCAGUCACUGAUGCUCGUUCCCUGUGGGACGCUGUGCACAGGCUCAGCUCAGGCCUGCAGGAGAAAAGGGUGGAGAUUGACAUCGUUGGCCUACGCCAAAACUGUCGGUCGCUGCGUUGGGUUCCCACGGAAGAGCAGAAGGCAGAUGCUCUUACAAAGAGGAGCCGAAGCCUCCGCGAUGGCUUCAGGAAGUUCAUGGAACGGCCUUUGGUCACGUUGGUGGAAAGUCGUAACGGGGCCAAGGACAGGCGAAUGCCGCUUGGCGCAAUAAGGGCGCAUCGACCAAAGAAAAAUAGAGGAGUGCUAAACAAGCCUCCAUGUCCAGUGUUGGUCAGAUGCGCAUGUGCAGAGAUGCGCCGUGAUCUGAAGGCUCACAGGGAUGGAGAAAAGAGCCCUGAGACCGUGCGAGGGGUUCUGUGUUAG